UGUUCAGGGAUUGGUAGCAUGGGAUACGCCCGCCAGUCACACCACUGAAGUCUAGCGAAGGUUCACUUUAUUUCAGGCUGUGGCUUUGCAUCAGGAGGACUUGGGUACCUAUUACAAGAAACAACAAAAUACUAACAUUGGAAAAGCAACAGGGCCCAACACGAUCUAUCACCACCCCAUUCAACUCCAGAAGAGGGCGGGUGUUCAUUUGACUGAAUAGCCACAGUAGUCCACAGACGGUUUCAAGUCACCCCACAGCCUAACUGCGUUCAUCAACUCAGAACACGCCGGCCGGCUUGUCUCGUAUGAAAUUGUGAUUUCACUGUUUGUUUGGAUCAAGACUCUUCCAGUGAUUUCUAAUCAAGACAGGGAUAUAAAGUAUGAAGAUCUUCUCCAGGAGGAUAGAUAAGUUGGUCCUUGUUCCGGCAAUUCUGAUCGUGUUCCUGAUAGUUCUACAAGGUGUCACCGGUGAAUACCCCCCAACCAACAGCUCAUGCCCAAGCACCCAGUUCCAAUGUAACGAUGCGAAAUGCAUCCCAAUGGGUUGGAGAUGUGAUGGGGACGUUGACUGCACAGACAAAUCGGACGAGAUAGAUUGUCCAAGUACAACAUGUGCUGAAGACGAGUUUCACUGUCAGGACAAGAAAUGUAUCCCCAUGAGAUGGACCUGUGACAAGGAUAAUGAUUGUAAAGACGGUUCAGACGAAGCAACAGAACUUUGUAAUCGUAGAACUUGUGGUCCAGAUAAGUUUGUCUGCGAUUCUGGUGUAUGUAUUCCUUCGGACUGGAGGUGUGAUGGAUCAUCAGAUUGCCAGGGAGGGGAAGAUGAAAAGAACUGCACUUCCACGUGUGAAGGAGAUGAAUACCGCUGUGAUAAUGGACAGUGUAUAGCACAACGAUGGAAGUGUGAUGGAGACAAGGACUGUAAAGAUGGCUCUGAUGAGGACAAGUGUGAGUCCCCACAGUCGUGUGAACCAGAUGAGUUUAUGUGUCAUGAUGGCCCUUGUAUUAAGAAAGACUGGCAGUGUGAUGGGGACUUUGACUGCAAUGACAGGAGUGAUGAAAACAAGUGUAAUGGCACCACUACUGAAUGCUCGGAGUCACAGUUUAAAUGCAAAACGUCUGGCGAAUGUAUCCACAGUUCCUGGUUCUGCGACAAUGACGAUGACUGCGAGGAUUUGUCUGAUGAGAAUUGCAAUACUACAUGCCGCAGUGAUCAGAUCAUGUGCUUAGAGGGACGUUACUGUUUGUCGAAGUCUGUGCAGUGUGAUGGUUCCAAGGAUUGUCAAGAUGGUUCUGAUGAAGUUAAUUGCACCACUCCAAGUCCAUGCAAGGAAACUGAUUUUCACUGUGGAGAUGGAGUUUGUAUUGACAAGUCACUUGUGUGUGAUGGAACCAUGAACUGCAAGAACAUGGAAGAUGAAAACAAGGACCAGGGUUGUGCACCUCAUGAUGAUCCAUGCAGCGACAAUAAUGGUGGAUGUGACCACAUCUGUGUCAACCUGUUCGGAAACAAGCGCAAGUGUGACUGUAAUCCAGGCUUCACACUGAUGAAUGAUUCCGAGACUGUGUGUACUGACAUCGAUGAGUGCAAGGACAAUCUCAUUCAUGGCACUUGCUCACAGAUCUGUAAGAACACCAAGGGAGGCUACAAGUGUGAAUGUGUUAAUAAUUACUCCCUGGUCAACAAGAGAUACUGCAAAGCUGAUGGUGGCCACCCAGAGCUGCUGCUUGCAAGCAGGAAGGAUCUUCGUAAAAUCACCCUUGAAACUUUUGAUUACAACCUCCUCCUUGAUGAUGGUCAUAUAUCUGCUGCAAUUGCUAUGGAUUUUGACUUUGUUGGAAAGAAGUUUUACUGGACAGAUGUAGCCAAGGAGGCUGUUUUCAGGGCUGACUUCGGCAACAAGUCAUCAGUUGAAGAGGUAGCAUCCACAGAUGUCAGCACCCCAGAUGGCCUUGCUGUAGACUGGAUCAACAAGCACCUCUACUGGACUGACACUGGCUUUGACAGGAUUGAAGUGUCCUCCUUGGAUGGCAAAAUGAGGAAAACUCUUAUUAACACUGGAUUAGAUGAGCCUAGAGCCAUAGUAUUGGAUCCCAAUCAUGGACUUAUGUAUUGGACUGACUGGGGUAAACAGCCUAAGAUUGAGCGAUGUGGAAUGGAUGGCAAUGACAGGAAGGUUAUCAUCAACACAACCAUCACCUGGCCCAAUGGACUCACAAUAGAUUAUGUUGCCAACAGACUGUACUGGAUUGAUGCCAAGCGACACACCAUCGAGAGCUCAAACAUGCUUGGAUUGGAGCGAGUGUCUAUUCUUAAGAGCCACCUGCACCUCAACCAUCCUUUUGCCAUCACUGUGUUUGAGGAUUACCUUUACUGGACUGACUGGCCAUCUGAGUCUGUUAGGAAAUUCAGCAAGUUUGGUAGACGUGGUGAGGAAAUAAGCCAGGUGGAGACCAUUGCCCUGAAUCUGCACUCACCCAUGGAUGUACAUGUAUUCCAUCCCUACAGACAACAAAUACAGAGAAGGUUAUGUGGCACUGACAAUGGUGGCUGUUCCCACUUCUGCCUGCCUAAAGCUUAUGAUGCAAGGAACACUGAAUUCUAUGUAUGUGACUGUCCCAAUGGAUUCGUCUUGUCAUCAGAUAGGAAGAACUGUGUUGAAGGAGACGUUACAACCGGGACUACACCCAGCAAAGCCAGUCCUACUCCAGUGCCGGUCGAACCAGAUUCUCCAAAUAGAAGUCACAAUCGCUCAUCUAGUCAUGGUCCAGCUGUUGUAACCACCGGUAAAACUCCAGUGUCUGAGGUUACGGCAGUACCAGCCACAGGAUCUGAAGUAACAGAAGGUCCUGGCUACACAGUCGUCAGUCAUCCCGACCAGGUGAACACAACAGAACAGCACACACCGGAGCAUAUGGCUGAAGAAAAUAUUGGUCACAUUGCUGGCAUUGUCAUCAGUGUCUUGUGUGCCCUCUUCCUCAUUCUUGGCAUUGUUGGUUACGUGCUGUACAAAAGAUACUCCAGAGGACAUGGAAAGAGCAUGAACUUUGAUAAUCCCGUCUACAGGAAGACAACCACAGCAGAUGAUGUCACUAUUGAAAACAAGUUGCCACCGAGUAUGCAGCCCUUAACACAGAACAACGGUGAUGUUAUAUGUUGAACAUGGUACCAUCAGCUUGGCUAUAAUCAUCAUCUGACAAGUGGCUUUUGUUAAACAGCAGGAAUGUGCUGUUAUGUUGCAGUGAAAUAACAGUGACGACAUGAGUAACAGCAGAAUAACGGUAAACAGCCUUUAUUGCCAUCAGGCUGUCCUUAUGGAACCACCAUGAAUGUGAUGCGUGUGUGGAACUUCAUCAUCUGUCAUUGUUGACCCACUGAAUGUUGUCGCUGUUGUCAUCGCCACGACUACCACUACCAUCAUCGCCAAGUGACCGAUGUGGUCAUGUGUCUACUCACUGCGUCCCUGCCAACUUGGUGUCUGCUCAUACCACGCCAGCAUGGCAAAAAGUGCAUCAUUGUGAUCAGUUUCCCUUGCUAUGGUUGUUAAGACUGUUGGAUGAAUUCAUAGAAACGGAGAAUGUUUAUUUCAUUAUUAAAUUAUUUUGUUGAUUUGUCUGUGUGUGUACACUAGCAGCAUGCAAUGCCUGAAAGUGUGAGAGUUGGGCUGAGGCCCUCAUUAUUUAUGCUUUAUCACAGAAAAACUCAUCAUUCGCCUCAGUUGUUGAUUUUGAUCAUGACUGAGUUGAUCAUGUGUUCCCCAUAACACAAAAAUUCCACUGACAAUGCUAGCUCUCUGCACUGGUAUGUUACAAACUGAACAAAAAUGUGCCAGACGGAAGGAUUGUAUUCGUGGACGGUGGGCUGGAGAGAAGACACAUUACCAAACAUCUGGGCUAGACAGGACAUGUUGGUGCUCAUCAAUGCCCAACAAGCACACCCCAGUGUGCUGCGAGCUUCCCCCAUCACUGAGGAUGUCUCAUGGAGACCUCAUGGACUACUCCCCAUCCGUGCACUAUCACAGUGCUUAUACCCUCAGCAACAAUCAUUCCCCUUCGUCAGCUGCUGAGAACAUCCAACCAAUGAUGAAUCUCCAUGAACUCGAGCCACCGACCCAGGAAAAGGGCUGGACAACCAGGCCGAGCGAGAACAAAGUGCAGUCUUAAUCAGUGAGGCAGAGAGCAAAAGACGAUAACUAUUUAUUCCAUGGAGGAAGGCCAGUUGGCUAGACCCAUGUGCCUUCACCUCCUGUAAUAAACAAUGUCCUUCAGUCAAGUGUGUACAUAUUAAUGUUCCUGUAAUGUAUGUGAUGAUACGUCCUGUGUGUAUGGAUAUGUGUGUACAUAGUGUAAUGUGUAUAGUGUGGUGUGUUAACAUGCUAGUGUUGCUACUGCAUCAGGCUGUGUCAGAGCUCCGGAGCUCAUCGGAGCCAAGUUUGUCAAUCUCAUUAAGGACUUAGGGCCAUAGCUACUAGAAUCACUAGACAACUGACUCCAUAUACAGCUUCCCUUGUGCUUUUGCUAUAAGAAUAACCGGCAGUAGUGAGUAUUUAGAUCAGCCAUUCCGUAGUUCGAAGUAUUCUUGCUGCUUGAGCUGUAGUCACAGCCAUCAGGGCACACAGGGUAAGCACAGGUUAUCAGCUUCCUGCCACCACUGCAAUCAAAUAUAUAAAUUCUUCGGGUGUGCCAGGCAGGUGUUCAAUCUCAGGACUUCUACCAUGUGAAACCAAUAAGCAUGCAACAUCUCAACCAAUAAAUCUCAAUUGUACCACAAGUAACACCUAUGCCGCCUAUGUUUUUACCAUCUACCAUUCGUUUUCACAGCCUUUUUGAUGUUUUAUUGAAAUCCACUUUGAGUUUGGUCAAUAUUGUGCAUAGAUGUGGCUAAUGCAAAAGUUUGGUUUAAAAGUGCUCAUUUGUUUGGUUGUGAUAAUGUAGUUUUUACAAUGCACGUACAGCUAAGUUUCUAGUUUUGAGGGCACCUUUUCUCACAAUGCAAAACCUACUGAGCUGUUUCUCAGUGGGCUAAGUCACAUCGUGUUAAUAUAUUUAAUGUUUUGUUUAUUUUCUGUAUAAAAUUUGUAUAUUAACAUCCUGUACAGCUGCUUGUAUAUUGUUUAAGAACAUAAUGUAUUUGUGAAUCUCACAGCAGACACAGAUUCAGUGUACAAGAGAAUGAAUGCUUAUGAAGCAAGAGAAUGUGAAAGAUGUAUGACUGCAAAUCAAGUGUGGCUCUGUUUGUAUGGCUGUAAAAAACGUUUGAAUUUCCAUUGUACAUGUGUAGAUAAUGUGCUCUGUAAAUCAAGAAUGUAUCAUUUUUUGGUCAAAAAUGCAAUGUAAUAAAUUUCUAUUUAAAGAUAA
This is a messenger RNA of Haliotis rufescens (red abalone), 5361 nucleotides long. Its product is annotated as very low-density lipoprotein receptor-like. The record is from RefSeq and is a predicted model, not a curated record. Lineage: Eukaryota; Metazoa; Mollusca; Gastropoda; Lepetellida; Haliotidae. The transcript has 20 exons. Bases 381 to 3164 code for a protein of 927 amino acids. Gene Ontology annotation, molecular function: protein binding; calcium ion binding.